CACAAAGUACUCUUCAAAGGAGGUUUGAAACUGUCGAGUUGCGAAUGUAAACAACAUGGCGGACACAAUCGAUCACAAUAUUUCAUGCAAUAUUUGUGGUGAAACUAAUAACCUUAAAAGAUGUGGGAUUUGUAAAUGUACCUAUUAUUGUUCACGAGAACACCAGUUAAAAGACUGGGCGUUACAUAAACAAGUUUGUGAGACUUUCAAAACGCAUUUACCGACGAAUAAUAAAGGACGUGUUUCAGGCGGUAUGGUGGACGGAAAGAGUAAUAAAGAUGGACUCGUUAAGGAAGAUUUCAAUAAAGGUAAUGUAAAUGCAGAUCGAAACUCGAAUCAGCUUAAAGGUUUAGAUAAGGAAAACGUACACAUUAAGAACGGUGAUAAUUUAGAGGACGUGACCCCAUUUGAUAGACGUCCGUUUAGAAGUGACGCCUUUAUAAGUAUGCAGGCUCAUGCAAAUAAACAAGAUGUUGCCAAAAUUGCCGUUAAUAAUUUGAACGAAAAAGGGUACUGUGUAAUAGAUGGCUUGUUUACAAGAAAUAAGAUGAAAAAAGCAUUAAAAGACAUCAAUAAAUGCAUGGAAGACAAUAGGUUUAACAGUGGCAAACUUGGAGGAGGGAGAACUAGUGGUGAACACGAAAAACAAGAAGUGAAUGCUGAUAUUAGAAGUGACAAGAUCAUGUGGCUGGAGGGUACAGAAGAAGAUGUAAAAGGCAUUACAUCCAUUGUGUCUAGAAUGGAUUCCAUUUUAUGGGAAUUUAACAAAUUUUUAGAUAAAAAGUAUUUCAUAAAUGGACGCACGAAAGCUAUGGUCGCCUGUUACCCUGGUAACGGUUCUUAUUAUAGGCGUCACGUGGACAAUCCACACGGUGACGGAAGAGUUGUCACAUGUAUUUUGUACCUCAACGAAGGUUGGAAUGUACAGGAGGACGGUGGGCUACUCCGUAUACUGCCGGAAGAUUCAGAUGAUCAUGUUGAUAUUGCACCAGUCGCUAACCGGUUGCUUUUCUUCUGGUGUGACCGAAGGAAUCCGCAUGAAGUUCAACCUGCAUACAAAACAAGGUAUGCAAUAACGGUGUGGUACAUGGAUGAAGAAGAACGAAGAAGAGCAAAACUAGAAUGUAAAGCCGGAGAAAUGACAAAAGUAAGGGGAGAGUAUGUGUUGCAAGAGAGGCAGCAGAGACAAGAGGAGAGGGAUAAAUUAAAUCAGAAAAUUGAAGAUGCCGCUACAGACGCCAUUGCUUCCCUUUCUAUGGACGAACUAAAGGCAAUAUCUGAUUUAAUUGCCGGGCAACCAAAUUCUGAAGACACUCUUGCCAGUAUGGGUAUUGCACCAAAUAUUAGGACAAAGCUGAUGCAGAAGCUACAAAACCUCAAAACGGAAUCAUAGCUUUUGGCGGACCAGCGUUUAGAUGAUUGCUGUUUGAAAGAAUUUAGUACUUUAGCUCUAGACUGUUAUACUUGUGCCAUGAACUUUAUUUGAAAAUAGAUCUAUUUCAGCUCAUAUUUCUUCCGCAUAUUUCUUUGCAUGCGGCUUUACUUUUAUGUUUUGUCUCACUUAUGUUACUUUACGGCUGCUAAUCGCGCAAUUACAGCACCACUGGUGCUCCGCUUCGAUGGAAUUGCGGCACUUCCGGUGAACGAUAUGCGAAAGGAAAAUCAACAAAUUUACGGUCAGUGGUUUCUUUUUCUUUACAUGCUUUUAAUUUGAAAACACUAUAUCAUGAAUUGGGCUUCGUAGUUGAUCUGUAUAUAAACAAAGACUUAUCCUGGAAAAUAUUGUCUUAAUUAGUGGAAGAACGACCGAGGUACGAUGCAAAUUCUGCACGAGUAGUGACCCAAACUUUGUGCAAAGGAAUCACAAUGUUGUAGAUAAAUGUUAUUUUCUUGAAUAUUUACCCAUUCCAAAGGAUGAAAUAGCAAACAUCCCCUCAGAUAUUACAUAAGCUUACUUAAAAUCGUAUUUUCCUUACAAAGAAAGCACACAUAUGGAUGAAAUAAGUGAAAAUAGAACUGGUGUUCCAAUUGCGACACAGGAGACAAGGCUUGUGUGUACUCUUUGUCACAAGUACUACAGACAAUUAUUUUUCUUGAUACGGGUGGCAUCUGUAACGAGAUCAAAAUAUUCAGACAAUGAGUAAUUAACUCAAAUUAAAAAAAAAAAAAAAAUAAAAAAACAUUUCUCAGUAGAAGCAACGUAUUUUGAUCUCACAUGAAAUUAAUAAAGAUAACAGAAAACAAAAGCUAUGACACUAUUAAGUAUUCAAAAACGUUUUGUUGCAAAUUUUCUACCGUCUUGCAACACCUGUAAAGCUUAUACGAAUGACAUCAUUAAUAACAUCACAAUCUUGAUAUUAUGACAGAUUUUUACUGUUUAAGUCGCCUUUUCCGUUACAAGGAUAUUUCUCAUAUAAGUCUUUUAAAGACCACAUUAACCCAUAAAGUACUCCUAAGAUGUUAAUAAGGUAAAAAUAAAAGGACUUGUAAUAUUUUCAUGAUAUCUUUAUCAGUGUUCAUGUGAGGACUGAACAUAUUAGACAAGAUUUCUCAGAUAAUGAAUCUGAAAGGAUACAUCUAUUUCUACAGCAAAUUUUAAUCAUUUUUGGGCAAUAAAAUCCCAUUUUCAAAUGCAAUUAUUUUCUCAGUGGAUUGCGCUAAAACGCAACGCUUUUUGUGCCCCGCAUGAGUGGUGGGGGUAUAUAGAUUUGCUCUUAUCCAUGUAUCCGUCCGUGCGUGCGUGCGUGCGUGCGUGCGUCCGUCCGUCCAUCCGAAGUUCGUGACGCGCCUAGCUAAAAAAGUAUUCGAUAUAAAUUGAUUAAACCUUGAAUGAGUCUUUAUAAGAUAUGAACUUGCGCACCUCCUAUUUUUCGUCUGACUCCGCCCCCUAUUUCCAGGGUUAUGGCCCACGAAAUAGUCAAAAAUGCACAUUUUCACAUUGUGACACGCCUAUCUCAAAAAGUAUUUGAUAUAGAUUCAUGAAACCUUGCCUGAGUCUUAAUCAUGAUAUGAACUUGCGCACCCCCUAUUUUUCACCUAGGUCCGCCCCCUAUUUCCAGGGUUAUGGCCCCUGAAAUAGUCAAAAAUGCACAUUUUCACCUUGUGGCGCGGCUAACUCAAAAAGUAUUACAUACAAACUGAUUAAACCUUGCAUGAGUCUUUAUCAUGAUAUGAACUUGCACACCUUUAAUUUUCUAACUUACAUUUGGGAUAUUUUUUCUAAAUUUACACAUUUUAUAAGUUUACAAAGGAAUAAAAGGCAUUUCACCAAUGAAAUCUACAUUUUGAAGAUAUCAUUCAAAAUUUUGAAACUUCCAUUCAUGGAGACUUUUGAAUAAGAUAUACGAUGAUGCUGAUUUCACACCUUGAGCGGCCUUCUGCGCAUGUCCCGUCGAAGCGCAUGGCAAAAUACGCAAAUUUUAUAGUAUGUGUAAUAUACUGACUAAAGGUUAGGGUUAGGAUUACCAUGGUUACAAAAUAUAUACAUAUGAUAAAGAUACUUGUCAUUCAAGUCGCUUGAAUUCGGUAUAUUCCGGAGUCUGUAAUUUAUCACAGGCACUCCAGAGUCUGAAAUAAGUCUAUGGAAACCAUUAAGUGGGGAAAAAUGUAUGUUAUGUAAAGCGCCUUUGAACACGUGCAUGAAUAGGGCGCAAUAUAAAUCUGGUAUAAUAGUGAACAUUUGUUUCGGAAUCUAGUACACUUUAAUCGAGUUUUACGAUUUAAUAGCAUUCUUUACAAUUUAUAGAAUUCGGGUGGCAGCAACGUAAUUCAGACGCGGUAACAACAUAUUAAUAGUCAUACACCUUCUUUUACGUUGGUUUGAGCAAAACCUAUGACGUGAUUAACAAUAUAAAACAUAGAAACAUUAUUACUGCAAACGAAUAUUAUUUCACAAUAAAUAUAUGCGCAAUUCUAUCUCCUGUGUCGCAAUUGGAGAAACAGUUCUAUUUGACUUUUUCAUCCAUAUGUAUGCUCUCUUUGUAAGGAAAAGACGAUUUUAAGUAAGCCGCCUUUGUAAUAUCUGAGGGGAAUUUUGCUAUUUCAUCCUUUGAAAUGUGAAAACUUAUCUACAGCAUUGUGAUUCCUUUGAGUAACGUUUGGGUCACUACGCGUGCAGAAAUUUCAUCGUACCUCUAAUUAAGACGAAAUUUCUAGGAUAAGUCUUUGUUUAUAUACAGGUCGAACUACGAAGCCCGAUUUUUGAUAUAGUGUUUCAUAUU
Mercenaria mercenaria is the source of this 4220-nucleotide messenger RNA. RefSeq names its product egl nine homolog 1-like. NCBI's taxonomy places the organism in Eukaryota, Metazoa, Mollusca, Bivalvia, Venerida, Veneridae. The coding region runs from base 56 to 1393 and encodes 445 amino acids. Gene Ontology annotation, molecular function: L-ascorbic acid binding; ferrous iron binding; peptidyl-proline 4-dioxygenase activity. Gene Ontology annotation, cellular component: nucleus; cytoplasm. Gene Ontology annotation, biological process: cellular response to hypoxia; peptidyl-proline hydroxylation to 4-hydroxy-L-proline. The transcript has 7 exons. The record is from RefSeq and is a predicted model, not a curated record.